CAGAGUCAGAUGAAGCCCUUUAUCUACUGACCCAGAGUCAGAUGAAGCCCUUUAUCUACUGACCCAGAGUCAGAUGAAGCCCUUCAUCUACUGACCCAGAGUCAGAUGAAGCUCUUUAUCUACUGACCCAGAGUCAGAUGAAGCCCUUUAUCUACUGACCCAGAGUCAGAUGAAGCCCUUCAUCUACUGGCCCAGUCAGAUGAACUUGUGGGAAACAUUUGUGGUGACAGAAAUUAACUGAGGUUCAAGGUAAUUAAGUAAGAUGACGUAUAGUUAGUCUUCAAGGUACUAAACUGAGUGAUUGUGUGAAGAAGAUACAAUGAAGAAAACAUUGUGCCAGUAAAUCUGAAUUAGAACAGCGUGUCGUACAAGUUCCUCUUUCUGGUCCUCUGUCUAAACCAAAUGUUGAAGGCAGAGUGCCAAAAGAGCUUCUGGGUAGGGGCAGAAUCCUGUUGUUGAGAUAGAAGUCACGACAACAGCUCAGCAUUAGGGUUGACAACUGAGAUGUGUCAGUUCUCAGAAACAUCUUCCGAGAACUGAAACCACAUCCUGACCACACCGAGAGUUUCACCUGACAGCUGAGCAGCAUGUUUUAGUUUAAACCCUGAUAUGUGCCUUUUGCAAACUGCUUGUGUAAGAUGGUGACACUUGAAUCUCAUGUAAAAGAGUGUCUAUAUAAGAGAGCUGUUGUUCCUGAAUCAUUGGUCUCUCUACCAUGCACCCUGAGUGAUGGUUGACCUCAUGUCUCCACAUAUUAAUACAGCUGUUGUUACUGAAUCAUUGGUCUCUCUACCAUGCACCCUGAGUGAUGGUUAACCUCAUGUCUCCACAUAUUAAUACAGCUGUUGUUCCUGAAUCAUUGGUCUCUCUACCAUGCACCCUGAGUGAUGGUUGACCUCAUGUCUCCACAUAUUAAUACAGCUGUUGUUGAAAGAUUCUUCAGUCUCUCCCCUUUCUGGGUAGAAUUUCCACGACAGUUUUAUGUCUCUGCGUGCAGUUUUUAAGAGAUUGCCCAGUGAUUAUACUCUGAGGAGAGCUAGGCAUUUUUUUUAGCAUUUUGAAUUCCUUUCAAAAGUGAUUUGUGAAACAUUUAUUUUUAACAAAACCCAUGACAUUGUCACGGGUGUCGUUGGGUAGAGAUGACCAAUACGCAGCAGGAAUGUGGAUGCUCAUCUUGAAUAUUUAUUAAACAAAGAGAGCACGGAAAAAAUAACAAAAACGACAGAAGACGGUUUAACAGGCUAUACUAACAACAGCAGUGCUAAAGACAACUGCUGAAUGAAUGAUGAACAGCUGUUCCUGAUCGAGAGCCACACAGACUACAAAGAAAUAUACAAACUAGAACACCAUAGAAAACUAACACUAGAACAAUUACUCAAAAACCCCGGACUACCUAAACCAAACACCCCUACAAUAUUCACACUCAAUCUAAACCACACAAAACAAAUAUCCUUCUGCCACGUCCUGACCAAAUAUUAAUACAAUUACUCCCUCUGCUGGUUAGGACGUGACAGACAUUUUCUUAUUAAACCAGUUCUUUGCCUCCAGUGUCCUGGUGAGGGCCUGAAAAUUUGGGCAGAAAUUACUACAUACAAAUACAAAAUACCAUAAAGAUCAAUGUUUCAAAAUAAACUACUAAAUACUUGUAUUUUGUAAUGUAUAUAAUUACAUGUAAUGUAUUUAAUUUUAUGUACAAAAUACAUUUGGAAGUGUCCGGCCCGAACAGCAACAACAUUCUCAGUAACGGAUACAAAACCUAUUUUCUUGCUUGUUGACAGUGAUACUGUAUGUUGUUAUAUACCUUAGUUGAGCAAGUCACUCUGAAGAAGAUAAAUGACUAAAAUGGAAAUGUAUAUGUGAAAAUUAACAUACCAAAUGAACUGUAAAGCACACUGGAUAUUAUUAUUGGUCUUGUUUCGGGACAGAGCUCAUUAGAAUAAUACUCAGCAUGCUUUGCAUAUUAUUAAUUUUACAUUUACAAGUAAAUAAUUUAGCAGACACUCUUAUCCAGAGAGUCUUUCAAUUAGUGCAGUCAUCUUAAGACAGCCAGGUGACAAAACUAUAUAUUACAAUCGUAUCAAGUACAUUUCCCCUAAACGAAGUAUUUCUAAUUUAUGUCAAGUAGGAAGACACUUCCUGUAGAUACAGAGUACACAGUCAAGUAGGAAGCCACUCCCUUUCCUCUGGUGUAGAGUUCAAUGAAACAGAAAGUCAUCAUUCACACUGAACAGAAAGUCAUCUUUCACACUGAACAGAAAGUCAUCUUUCACACUGAACAGAAAGUCAUCUUUCACACUGAACAGAAAGUCAUCUUUCACACUGAACAGAAAGUCAUCUUUCACACUGCCAUUGCUUAACCUACGGGAGAGAGAACCAAAAUGGCAGAGAAUCAGGAACUGUUCUUUUGCUCCAUCUGUCUGGAUCUACUGAAGGAUCCGGUGACUACUGCCUGUGGACACAGUUACUGUAUGGACUGUAUUAAAGAAAGCUGGGAUCAGGAUCGCCUGAAAGGCUUUUACAGCUGUCCACAGUGCAGACAGACCUUUAUCCCAAGGCCUGUUCUGAACAGGAGCACUGUGCUGGCUGAGGUGGUGGAGAAACUGAAGAAGACAAGACUCCAGGCUGCUCCCCCUCCUGCUCUGUGCUAUGCUGGACCUGGAGAUGUGGCAUGUGAUUCCUGCACUGGGACCAGAAAGCAGAAAGCCCUCAUGUCCUGUCUGGCGUGUCUGGCCUCUUACUGUGAGACUCACCUCCAACCUCACUACGAAUCUCCUGCUUUCAAGAAGCACAAGCUGGUCAAAGCCACCGCACAACUACAGGAGAAGAUCUGCUCUCAUCAUGACAAACUGCUGGAGGUUUACUGUCGUACCGAUCAGCAGUGUAUCUGUCUGCUGUGUACAAUGGAUGAACAUAAAGGCCAUGAUACAGUGUCAGCUGCAGCAGAGAGGACUGAGAAACAGAGGCAGCUGGGGAUGAAUCAGCAGAAGGUCCAGCAGAGAUUCCAGGAGAGAGAGAAGGAGCUGAAGGAGCUCCAACAGGCUAUGGAGUCUUUCAAGGUUAUUAUUGUUGACCAGAGGAGACACACCAUUUCACUUUUCUCCUCCAGUCAGAGAGAGAGAGAGAGAGAGGGAGAGUGGCCCCUCUCCAAUCCCACUGACCCCACUGUUGAACAGGCUGUCUGGACCCCUUUCAGAGAAUAGACUACUUAAUGUAACUGACGGGAUAUGAACCCAGGUUUACCGCGGGAGAAACCAACAUCUUGACCAUUACAUCAAGAGAACAUUCCCUAUUGGGCCGACACUGAUUUAGAAGUCACAGGCGGGGCUACCUCAUCACACAACCAUUGGUAACCAUGUCCCCUAUACAUUAACAUGGAGCUCUCAAUUCGAUUCAAAGGGCUUUAUUGGCAUGGGAAAAAUAUGUUUACAUUGCCAAAGCAAGUGAAAUAGACCAUAAACAAAUGUGAAAUAAAAUAAAUUAGAAGUGAAUAGUAAACAUUACACUCAACA
Molecule: messenger RNA, 3509 nt
Organism: Salmo salar (Atlantic salmon)
Lineage: Eukaryota; Metazoa; Chordata; Actinopteri; Salmoniformes; Salmonidae
Source: RefSeq, a predicted model, not a curated record